GUUCGGCCGUGCUGGGUAGCUAAUUUGGGCCUUGUGUGCAAAUUUUGCUCAACGAUAGAAAUGCUAGACUCGCAUGUGUAGGAUUUUAAAAGUAUACAUACCUCACAGAAACAAUAAAAGUAUAUAUAUAUAUAUAUUUAUUAAAUAUGGUUCAUAAAAAUAAAUAUUUUUUAUAUUUACCUUUCAUAUACUAAGGGUACCACAACAAAACUUGGUUGAUGUAUAAAUAAAUCUACUUGGUUGAAGAAUGUUUGUUUGCAUGUUUUUUUCUUUUGUUGGACAAAUUUCCAUGGCCUAUAUAAAUAAUUUAAAUAAUGUUCAUAUGACUACUCAUUAUAUAUGAACAUUACAGUUUGUUGUUUUCCCCUAAUUUUGUGUUAGUACAAUUAUUUAAAUUAUUUAAUCAACAUAUUUUCCUAAUAAUGUCAAUUAUGUUUUUAUAGAGAAAAUAGUGUGUUAUUUUCACUACUAUUUUUUCAGAUAUUAUAUAUGAUUAUAUUAUGCAGUAGAAAACAUCAUUUAUAUUUCAUCAUAUAUAUUUCAUCGUAGAUACAAAGUGAUUGCUUCCGACAUAUGCACUGAUGUAACGAUGACAGACCGCACUGAAACACUACGAGAAGAUGUGCAUAUAGCUAACCUUCCUCUGUAUGUAUAUUAUACAUGAAAACACGAAAGGUCUAUUUUUAUAUUUUUGUUUUUUCGGAAUAUAGGAGACAUGGAUAUGGACUUUGGAGAUGCACGGAAAGAAUCCAUUGAGGGUUCAGAUGCGAUGUUGCUGAAAGGGGACGAAAAUUCACAACAUAAAAAUGUCGAAGAGGUUAUAUCUCAUAACAAACCAAAAAAGGAUGCUAAUUUACAUGUUAUCCCACAAGGUAUUUUUUAAUAUUACUAUCAAUCUUAUUUUUGUGAUAUUGCUUUUUGUAUUCAACUAAUUUUGCUCAGUUUGAUUGCUAAAUUGGCUCAUUUAUUUAUGAAUUCGACAGACUAUGUUUGUACCCCUAGGGAUAUUACAGUCAUCGAAUCAAUCAAGUCUGCCCCCAAGAAUACCCAGUUCGUGGACAUUGGAGAUGCCUUGUUAUCAACCGACGAUUUGGAAUGCCUUAUGAAAGAUGAUAUGUUCUUACGUGAUGGUGUAAGACCAAUUGCACAAACUUUAUAAUUAAUAAUAUAAACAAUAUUUAAUAUAAUAAAAUGUACAUAUAAUCUAAAUGUUGAUUACAGGUGAUAAAUGCUUACAUAUAUUGCAUGCUUGCUCAUGACCAUCUACAAGACAGGGCUGGUGAAAAGGUACACAUUGUUAGCACGUUUGUAUCUGGCCAGAUAAAAGAAGACGAGGAAAGAGACAUAGACCCAUCAAAAUAUCACCGCAUUGUGCAUCAUGUUAAUACUUAUCUACAGCAAGACAUGGUUAGUUUUUGUCUCGUUAUCCAUGCAUAUAAUUAUGGAUUGUUUUUUAAUUCAUAUGUAUAAUGAUUUAUUAAUAUUUAUAUCUAAUUGCGACCGUGACUUGUAUGAUAUUUACACCAGUUAUUCAUUCCGAUUAACAUGCCGGGCUACCAUUGGUAUCUAGCAGUCGCCAAUGCCAAAAAACGUGAGAUUCAAGUAUUGGACUCACUUGGUUCUCGGGUCAAACGCAAUGACCUUGCUACUACGGUAACUAUCUAUUAUUUUUAUUCAUCUUAACAUAUGUUUUUGUUUGCCUUGAUCCCUAAUAUUUCUUAUAUAUAAAAUAGUUACUAGGACUCGAGAAGUGUCUGAAACUUGUAGAGCAUAGACCGGAUUUUAUCAGAGGUCAUAAGUGGCCCGAUCUGAAUGUUACAAAAUGGACGGUUGUAGAGCAGUUUCAUGAGGCAAUACAAACCGAUGGGUAAGCACUUGUUACAAUGGUUUGUUUAUUUGAUCCAUCUGUGUGGUAUUCUAAAGCAUUAUUUUAUAAUAUUAUAGCGUAUCAUGUGGACUGUUUAUGCUAAAUUAUAUGGAAUACUGGACAUCACAUGCACUGUCAGACCAAUUCACCCAGGAGGAUAUGAAACAUUUUCGACAAAAAUUAGCUGUCAUUUUGCUCGAUUCAGAGCUGAAUAAGCUAAAAGGAGGUCCCAUAUACCAUCAACCUGACGAUCAAGAAAAUUUAGCUAAUUCUGAUCUCGAGAUACUGGACAAUCCAUCUGACGUAGUCAAAGACAAACGUCCUGCACCAAUCACUAUCAUACCCACGGACCAACGUGAAUUACUUGCCGGCCUCUGCAACUACGUCAUGUCGAUCGAUGAUGCCGGGUGUUUGGAGUAAGUAUCAUGUAUCAAUAUUUAAUGUGCGGAUGUAUAUUAUUGUUCUUCUUACCGUCCAAUUUUUAGGAAGGUAUGGGUCCGGAGCUCGACACCCGAGCCAAUGGGCUUAAGUCUUAAGAAACUUCAGUGCAUAAUUAACAUAGAGCAGCCCAUGGACAAUGAUUGCUUCAACACAGCCGUGCGUAUGCUGGCAUGUGACGAGGGAGUAUUGUUCACAGACCCUCCUGUGCACUACAUGGAUCUACGAUUUUGCGUAAGUUAUCGUAACUCUUCAUUCUAUGUGUCAUUAGCAUCAACAUGUUGAAGCAAUAUUUCUUUUUUUUUACUUAGUCCAUGAUGCUAGAGUCAACACGAGGUCAGAAGUUUUGCGAGAAGAAAACUAUCCAGACGUUGGCAACAUUAUUUGAUAGCUGGCCUGGGAUGGACAAUGACAUCUCAUCGUGCAACAAGAUUUAUCUUCCCUAUGCAUCCAUCGGCCGAUACAUCUUGUACGUCAUCGAGAAAGAGGCACGUCGUCUAUAUAUUCUGGAUCCUAUUCAAACAUCACAAUCGUUAGAGGAAAAAAAAUUGAGGCAUGCACUGAAAUUAAAAAGUUUUGCAAGGGAUUUCAAAGAAGCACUCGAAAUAAAGCUGCCUGGUUGGAAUUAUGAUAUAUCUAAAUGGCAACGUUUAUUUCCAUUCGGUGUUCCAACCAGUAUAGACGGGAAUGUGUCUGGCUAUUUUGUUUUUCAUUUUAUGCUCUGGUGGAAUGGUAAAGAAUUGGUCAAGCCGAUUUGCACGGAUGGGUAUGAAUUGAGGAAGCAGUUUUUAUUACACUUGCUAAAACAUCGUGGGAAUGAAGCUAAAGGAAACUUUCCUGAUAUUGUGAAAGAAUUACUUAAGCGCAUCAUCUAGAUAUUAAUAGUUUUGUAAUAGAUGUUUAGUUGGAACAUCGCUCGGUUUGUUACAUGGACAUGUCGUUAAUUUUUCUUCAUGUUAUCAAUUUACAUUGCAAAAAUGAACUUCAGUUAUUAAAUAAUUGUAUUUGUGUUUUA
This is a messenger RNA of Aegilops tauschii subsp. strangulata, 3320 nucleotides long. RefSeq lists its product as uncharacterized. The record is from RefSeq and is a predicted model, not a curated record. NCBI's taxonomy places the organism in Eukaryota, Viridiplantae, Streptophyta, Magnoliopsida, Poales, Poaceae.